Messenger RNA from Pelobates fuscus (common spadefoot toad), 2600 nucleotides. It is a transcript of the gene ARHGEF16, whose product is annotated as Rho guanine nucleotide exchange factor 16. Bases 221 to 2344 code for a protein of 707 amino acids. Lineage: Eukaryota; Metazoa; Chordata; Amphibia; Anura; Pelobatidae. The transcript has 15 exons. Gene Ontology annotation, molecular function: protein binding; guanyl-nucleotide exchange factor activity. Gene Ontology annotation, biological process: activation of GTPase activity. The record is from RefSeq and is a predicted model, not a curated record.
ACAAUGGGGCUGAGCUAGGAAGACAGAGCAUUCAGAGAGACAGGAAGUCAGAAUGGGAGGGGGAGCAACAACAACUUCAGAUUGAGCCUUUGGUCACUCUAUUCCAAGACAGCAAAUAAAAUAAUCAUCUGGGAACAAUGAACGUGAAACAUUGAAUCAGCUUGGGUCUGCACGAACCUCACCUCUCCAAAGCUAGCAGUAACCAGGAACUGACAGGAUUAUGUCAAACAGACAUUCAGACCCAUCAUUAGGGGACAAAACUUUCCUUCUAUUUGAGAGAAACAAGUAUCAGGAUAUGAAUCGAAGUACAAAUUCACUACAACGGAAAACUUUGAAUCCUGUGGAUAAUGACUCCUACAUGGCCAGGAGAUCUCCGUCUCCAUCUCCUGUCGAGGCUAAUAGGGUCAUACUGAGCACGGAAAGUCCUGCUGCCCAUAAGCUUGGAACUCAGCAAAUGAUUCCAAAGAACUUGGCUAUAGCCACCAAGACCAAAGUUCCUCGUCAUCAUAGCUUUGCUGCAACAACUUUUAGCAAAGAACUUGCUCGCAAUGAUCCUAAAAGGUUGUCUGCUCCUGAUAUGAAUCUGGAUUCUCCAGAAGAUGACGUGGACAAUGGUGGAACCUUAAAAAGAAAUCUAAGAAAUCAGUCUUACAGGGCAGCUAUGAAAGGAUUUAGGACAGAUGAUGAUGAUGAACCACAAAAAUUUGUAUCUACAUUAAAACCAUUAUCUGAAGAUUCAUCUACACCUCCCACAAGAAGUCCCGGGAGAUCAAAGAAAACAUUUGGAAGGAAAACAAGAAAUAGACAUGCUGGUUCUUUUAAAGAUGAUCCCAGGCUCUACCAAGAUUUCAGGGAGCGAGGACUCAACUCAAACAACCAGGAAUCAGACGAUGAUCUGCUGGAUGAUAAUUAUGUCCAUGUCGAACACCCAGAACCGGACGAUGCCAUUGUGGUUAAAAAUUAUCGCCCUGCCCAACUAAUAUGGAGUCAACUUCCCGAGGUUCAAGAAACAGGAAUUCUGGACAGAAUUUCACCAGAGGAGCGCAAACGACAAGAGGCUAUAUUUGAAAUAAUUACUUCAGAAUACUCCUAUCUACACAGUUUGGAUAUCCUUGUCCGUUUUUUCAAGAAAUCUGAUGCCUUGAAGGCCACCAUUAAUGGCACAGAGCGCCACCACCUCUUCUCAAAUAUUAGCGAUAUUUUGGAAGUCAGUAAAAGAUUUUUUGAUGACUUGGAGAAAAGGCACAAAGACAAUGCGUUUAUUCACGACAUCAGUGACAUUGUAGAGAAUCACGCUUUGAACCAUUUCCACCCCUAUGUGAUUUAUUGCUCCAAUGAAGUCUACCAGCAGAGGACUCUCCAAAAACUGUUAGUCUCAAACUCUGCAUUUAAAGAAGCUUUGAAACAUAUUGAAUUAAUGCCUGAAUGUGGAGGAUUGCCUGUGAUCUCAUUCUUAAUUCUUCCAAUGCAACGAGUGACUCGUCUCCCUCUCCUGAUGGACACUAUUUGUCAGAAAACAGAUUCCAAUUCUCCAGAAUAUGAAGCAAACACUCGGGCUCUAAAGGCAAUCAGUAAGCUGGUAAAACAGUGCAAUGAUGGAGCUCGCAAAAUGGAACGAACAGAACAAAUGUAUACAUUACAAACACAACUGGAAUUUGGAAAGAUCAAGCCCUUCCCCUUGAUUUCUGCCUCCCGUUGGUUGGUGAAGAGAGGAGAGCUUCUCCUAGCAGAGGAAUCGGGAAUUUUCCGAAAAGGCUUUGGAAGACCUUUUUACUACCUCUUUCUGUUCAAUGAUGUCCUUAUUGUAACCAAAAAGAAAAGUGAAGAAAGCUAUGUAGUCACUGACUAUGUCAAAAAAGAUGACUUUACUGUGGAAAAGAUUGAAAAUGAUCCCCAGCUGUCUCCGCCUGGAAAGACUGGUACUCUGGGAAACCGAAGUCCGAGUGGACCCCAUUUGUUCUGUGUACAUAUGACGAAGAACUGUGAUGGCAAACCGAUGCAGAUUAUACUGGGUGCUGACUCUCUGAGUGAUAGAGCUCGAUGGAUAACUGCACUUGAGCUUAAGCUCACAACUAAAGACAACAACAAAGCCAAUAGACAAGGCCUGCGUCAAGUGGAAAUAACAAAGGCAUUCUACGCUAAGCAAGCAGACGAAGUCUCUCUGCAACAAGCAGAUGUUAUGUUGGUUCUACAAGAAGAAGAUGGUUGGUAUCAGGGAGAAAGGUUACGAGAUGGAGAAACUGGCUGGUUUCCGCAGGCUAUUGCCAAAGAAAUUACUAACCAAACCGUUGUGCAACGUAAUGUCCGACGAAUGGAGAGACUGCGUAUUGAGACUGAUGUCUAGUUGGGUUACCUUACUUUCUUUUUAAAGACCCUACACCAGAGAUGACUGAGAUAUAGGAAGAACAUUUUGGUUGUUUCAUCAGAAUUCUCGCACAUUAAACUCCACUUAUUAUGGGAUUGUUCAAGACACGUGUUGGACUGUAUUACUCUGCAAGGAUACAGAAAUGGAUUUAAUAUUUUCAAUGUCCCCAAAUCAUAUUAAAAUACAUAUUUAGGAAGACAAUUCUCCACUUCUAUAUAUGUUUUGUUUGAAUGCA